Molecule: messenger RNA, 842 nt
Organism: Bursaphelenchus okinawaensis
Lineage: Eukaryota; Metazoa; Nematoda; Chromadorea; Rhabditida; Aphelenchoididae
Source: the annotation of a GenBank genome assembly
AUGGUAAGUGUAAGAGUUUAAUAUAAAUUUGAAUUAGGAUGUGUUUAUACUUACAAAUUUUAGUUAAACUUUUUGAAGUUGGAAUAAGCUUUUGUGAUAUGGUGUUAAGGACUAAAAUAACUUUUUUGUUUCAGGUCUUGGAAGACUGGACGAUACCGAGACUAUCUUCAAGUUCAGAAAGCGAAAAGGAAAACAAAGAAGAUGUUCCGACGAACAAGAGCAAAAGAAACAUUAAGGAGAAGGCUAAGGAGGUUACAAAGAAGAGAAAGCCUACAGUAACGGAAGAGGUAGAUGAGGACAAGAAAGAGGAGAAAAAGAAGAAGAGAAAGCCUACUGUAAAGGAUGGUGAGAAGAGUAAAGAAGGUGAUAAGAAGAAGAGAAAGCCUGCUACAAAAACUGAUGAGGAAGGUAAAGGAAAUGGCAAGAAGAAGAGAAAGCCUACAGAUGAGAAGAGUAAGGAAGAGGUUCAAAAGAAGAGAAAGCCGGCACUAAAAGAGAAGGCAAAUGCGGACGCUAAAGAGGAAAGAACGGUGAAAAGAGCACGGAACGGACGAAAGAAGAAAGACCAAGACUUACCAAUACCGUCAUCGAGCACUGCCAAUGUUUUUGAAUCUCCUCUACACUUCCAAACCUCAAAGAUAAAGAUGAAACCCGAGAAUGUUCGUGAGGGCGUAUCUUUCAACCGGUCGAACGCGGACACCACUAAUCAACAAAGCACUUCGAGAAGACCGAAUGGCGACAGUAUGUACGGUGCCUUUGGUGCUGAUGAUCCUAUCGAAAGAGAGUUCAGGACUAGCUACUACUUACGCAAUGUCAGAUGUCCAGUUUCGUACAAAUACUAA